Messenger RNA from Gopherus evgoodei (Goodes thornscrub tortoise), 1255 nucleotides. Its product is annotated as SUN domain-containing protein 3-like. Lineage: Eukaryota; Metazoa; Chordata; Testudines; Testudinidae. Gene Ontology annotation, biological process: nuclear envelope organization. Gene Ontology annotation, cellular component: meiotic nuclear membrane microtubule tethering complex; nuclear envelope. Gene Ontology annotation, molecular function: protein-membrane adaptor activity. The record is from RefSeq and is a predicted model, not a curated record. The transcript has 12 exons. Bases 1 to 1227 code for a protein of 408 amino acids.
AUGGGGCUGUGGGGCAGCCGCACUCCCGCCGCGCUUUGGUCAGGGGAGCGGGGCCAUGGAAGACCCCGGAGCAGACUGCAGCCAGGGCUGAGCAAGGCAGUUUCUGUGGGCAGUUUCUUUGGAGGAAACACAAUGGAAAGGCGCAGUGGAAGACUGGCCAGCCUUCAAAAGCAGAAGCCCAAUAUAUACCGAGAAACAGGGGUGAGGAGGGUUUUCAAAAGACCGUACAGGAGUAAGCACUCUUCUAGUGUCACACGAUUGAAACGACACUGCAGCCCUGAGCAGGACCGUUGUCCACACAGCGACAGAGAUGCAGAAGACUCAACAGAGCAGCAUACCUGCAGUACAGAGCUGCAUGAAGGAAGCAGCUGCUCCAGCAAAUGUCUUCCUGAAACCAGCACAUUGGUAGACACCACCAACAAUUCCCAUGUGUUGCACAACCAAGGGCAUAUCCCGUUAGAGGAGCAGUCCAGGCGAGUGAUGAAGAUGGUUGCUUUUCCGGCAAUAAUAUUCCUGUUGGGCAUCUUUUCGGCAUUUGUGCAUGGUUUUCGCUUGCCUUCUGGGACCUGCAAGCAGCAGAUGCAGUUGAACCUCAGACACCAGAAUGAGAUUCUUCAGCAACACCUUCAGCGGGAAAUUGAUGACUUUCGAGGGCAGAUUGCUGAGCUGCAGAUUCAAGUAGAGACUCUAGCAAAGACGCAUGGACAGCAGCGUUGGAGGACAAAGAAACAUCCAGUAGAGUCAGUGGACAGUUGGGUACAGGGCAACAGUGACUGCAUCCAGAGGGAGGACUUUGCUCUGAAAUCAUUGGGUGCCUCUGUUGUGAAAUACAGUGAAAGCUACAAGACAGGUGCGCAUAUCUGUAUAUUUGGACUCUGCUGGGAAUAUUCACGAUCUCCAGAUGUGAUUUUACAGCGGGAUAACACUCCAGGGAACUGCUGGGCUCUGCGUGGAUCUCGUGGCUAUGUCGUGGUGAAAUUAUCCAGAGUCAUCCAUCCGCUUGCUGUCACGCUGGAUCAUAUUGCCAAGGAAGACUCUCAGACAGAAGAGAUAUCCAGUGCCCCAAAGAACUUUGCCAUCUAUGGGCUGAAAGAAGGCUUUGGAGAGAAGGGAGGUGCCUUCCUAGGGGAGUUUGUCUAUGAUCAGGAAGGGUUCCCUGUCCAAACAUUCAAGCUGGAGGUGUUGAAAGGUGAGAACACUAUGGACAGCAUCUGUGGCACCCCAUGACACUAUUACUCUAGAGGUCCUCAAAGGG